AUGGCCACUGGACUGGGAGAGAAAGCAAGAGGGGAGCUGCUUGACAAGAUGGUUCGUUUGAGGAAGGAGAAGCAGAGUGCCGAGGCUAAAUCAUGUAAAGAUAGCUCUACUCCGAAGAAAAGGACUGAUAAUAAAAAAAGAAGGCGAAGGCAAGAGUCGGAAGAGGGAGAUCUGGAUAAUGAAGUGGAUUUUGUGAUGAUUACGAUUACGCGCCCGAGUAAAGGAGUGAGGUCGAGGAAGAGGAAACGGGAGAUAGAAGAUAGAAGAAGCGAGUCCCUCGGUGGAGGCGGUUUCAGGGAAGCAUCUGAACAAGACGGCUCCAAUGGCUCUAGCGAGAUGGAAGAAAACAACUUACAAGGGCAACACAUUGAUCCGAAAUUUGGGCGAAGUAUUGAUCGAGAUGGAAAACGCGACAAGCCCGGGGACGGAGGAAAAUUUCAAAACCCAAAAAGGUGA
Symsagittifera roscoffensis is the source of this 456-nucleotide messenger RNA. RefSeq lists its product as uncharacterized. Lineage: Eukaryota; Metazoa; Xenacoelomorpha; Acoela; Convolutidae. The record is from RefSeq and is a predicted model, not a curated record. The transcript has 2 exons. Bases 1 to 456 code for a protein of 151 amino acids.